CUAUAAUACACACCGCAACCCACACCCGGACUGUGGCGCCCAUCCUCUCCCUCUCAGUGCGACUCCUCCGAGGGAUCAGGAGUAAGUCAAACUUCCUGCUGCUCAAGAUUUGUGCGCAACAUUUGAAGGGUUGAAGACGUGAAGGACUGAUGUCCAGAUGCUGUGCUCGUCCAUGUGUGGUCCAACUCCUCUCUCCCUGACCAUUUCAUGGGCGUCGAACCGUCCAAAGCACCUGCAGCUUUUGCUUUACUCACAACCAUCCCCUGUAACCCCUCACCCCCAACCUUUACCAUAACCGUCCUCUGCUGGUCGUCUGCCUCCCUCCCAAAACAUGGUGCUCCAAGCUUUAGUCUUGGCUCUGAUGUGUCAAGGUGUCCUGCUGUCGGUCGGAGAGCCGCCUCAGUCACGUCGGGAGAUACGAAUUGAGGGCGAUCUGGUGCUGGGUGGCUUGUUCCCGGUCCAUGAGAAAGGAGCUGGAAUUGAGGAGUGUGGUCGAGUGAAUGAGGACCGGGGAAUCCAGAGGUUGGAGGCCAUGCUCUUUGCCAUCGACCGGAUCAACAUGGACCCCUCUCUACUGCCUGGCAUCUCCUUAGGAGUCCACAUUCUGGAUACCUGCUCUAGAGAUACCUAUGCGCUGGAGCAGGCCUUGGAGUUUGUCCGAGCUUCCCUAACUAAGGUGGACGACACAGAGUUUAUCUGCCCGGACGGAUCAUACGCCAUGCAGGACGACAGCCCGCUCGCCAUCGCAGGAGUCAUCGGAGGGUCCUUCAGCAGCGUCUCAAUACAGGUUGCCAACCUUCUCAGGCUCUUUCAGAUUCCUCAGAUAAGCUACGCGUCAACCAGCGCUAAACUUAGCGACAAGACCCGCUACGACUACUUUGCCCGCACCGUGCCCCCAGACUUCUACCAGGCUAAGGCCAUGGCUGAAAUCCUUCGUUUCUUUAACUGGACCUACGUGUCCACUGUCGCAUCGGAAGGGGAUUACGGUGAAACUGGUAUCGAGGCUUUUGAGCAGGAAGCCCGCAUGAGGAACAUCUGCAUCGCUACAUCGGAAAAAGUGGGUCGUUCAAAUGCCAAGAAGUCCUACGAGUCAGUGAUCCGACAGCUCCUUCAAAAGCCAAACGCUCGUGUGGCCGUCCUUUUCCUGCGUAGCGAUGAUGCCAGGGAGCUGCUGGCAGCUGCUGCCCGGCUUAACGCCUCCUUCAUCUGGGUUGCCAGUGACGGCUGGGGCGCCCAGGAAAGCAUAGUCAAGGGAAAUGAGGUCACAGCUGAAGGAGCAAUCACACUGGAGCUGGCAGCCAAUCACGUGCCAGAGUUCAAUCACUACUUUCUCAGUCUAAACCCAGUCAAAAACCUCCGAAAUCCGUGGUUCAGGGAAUUCUGGGAGCAGCGCUUUCAGUGCUCCUUAGAAGGAGGAGCAGCGGCGGGAGUUGGGGAAACACUUCUCCCUCAAUGUGACAAGGACCUUAUCAUGAACAAAAGCACCUUUGAACCAGAGUCUAAGAUCAUGUUUGUGGUGAACGCGGUGUACGCCAUGGCCUACGCUCUUCAUCAUAUGCAACAGACUCUGUGUGUCAACACCACCAAGCUGUGCGACAGCAUGAAGGCCCUGGAUGGACGCAGACUCUACCGAGACUUCAUCCUCAACGUCAGCUUCACAGCCCCUUUCUCUCCACCCGGCGCCGAAACGGCGGUGAAGUUCGAUUCCCAGGGUGACGGAAUGGGACGGUACAACAUCUUCAGCUAUCAGCACACUGGCGACCGCUACAGCUACAUGCCCGUAGGCGAGUGGGCUGAGACUCUGAGUCUGAGCAGCGAUCUGAUUCACUGGCCCAAAGAAGCUGUGCCCACCUCCCAAUGCAGCGACCCCUGUGAACGCAAUGAGAUGAAGAAAAUGCAGGCAGGUGAAUACUGCUGCUGGAUCUGCACCGCCUGCGAGCCUCAUGAAUACCUCGCUGAUGAGUUCACAUGCUCGCCCUGCGCUCCGGGCCAAUGGCCCACAGACGACCUAACAUCCUGUUACGAGCUUCCCGAGGACUAUAUUAUGUGGGAAGAUGCCUGGGCCAUCGGUCCAAUUACCAUUGCCUGUGUAGGGUUCAUGUGCACUGGCCUGGUGUUCUGGGUCUUCAUCCGACACAACAACACACCGGUGGUGAAGGCGUCAGGCAGGGAGUUGUGCUACAUCCUCCUUUUGGGAGUCUUCAUGUCCUACGCCAUGACUUUCCUAUUCCUGGCCAAGCCGUCUCCCGCCAUCUGCGCCCUGCGACGCCUUGGCCUGGGCACAUCCUUCGCUGUCUGCUACUCUGCCCUUCUCACCAAAACCAACAGGAUCGCCAGGAUAUUCAACGGGGUGAAAGACGGAGCGGGCGCGGUGAGGCCGCGCUUCAUUAGCCCGUCCUCUCAGGUGUUCAUCUGUCUGAGUCUGAUCUCAGUCCAGUUGGUGAUGGUGUCGGUGUGGCUGCUGCUGGAGGUUCCCGGGACGCGGCGGUUUACGUUGCCGGAGCGACGCCAAACGGUCAUCCUCAAGUGCAACGUGCGAGACUCCAGCAUGUUGUUGUCACUGGGAUAUGACGUGCUGCUGGUCAUCCUGUGUACUCUAUAUGCCUUCAAGACCAGGAAGUGCCCUGAGAACUUCAAUGAGGCAAAGUUUAUUGGAUUCACCAUGUACACGACCUGCAUCAUCUGGCUGGCCUUCCUGCCCAUCUUCUACGUCACCUCCAGCGAUUACCGGGUCCAGACCACGACCAUGUGCAUCUCGGUCAGCCUGAGUGGCUUCGUGGUGCUGGGGUGUAUGUUUGCUCCCAAAGUCCAUAUCAUCAUGUUUCAGCCGCAGAAGAAUGUGACAAGUCAUCGUCUGAACCUGAACCGCUUCAGCGUGAGCGGGGCGGCGACCACAUACGCGUCUCACGCUUCUGUCAGCGCCCACUUUGUCCCCACCGUGUGCAACGGGCGAGAGGUGGUUGACUCCACCACCUCGUCUCUCUGAGCCCCCCCCCUCCCCUGUCCUGCGACUGUUAGCCAAACCAUGAACUCCUGAGAUCAUGUCAGCGUCACCUUGCGCGCGCACACACACACACACACACACACACACACACACACACACACACACACACACGCUCCUCGUGGACUAGAACUGUAUCGUUUACAAAUGUAGAAAGUGUGUAACUAUAAUUAAAUUAUUUUCUAGUGAUGUAAAUACUUGAAACUUGUUGUAAGUAGAGAAUCAAAAGAACAAAAAAAAAUGUUUUUAGGAGAGACUUUUUUGGAGCCUUUGUUUUUGAUAGCUUUGUUAUGAUGUAAAUAGACAUUACUGGCUUAAACAAGGUAGGAGGGAGUGAGUGCCCCUCGCUGUGGAUGCACAUACGUGGCUCUGCUCGCCCUCACCUGCAAUACCCCACAGAGUUUUUAUUCUUUUUGUAGAUCUCAUUGUAAUAACCAACGUUGGCAUUUCUAUUGUCCUAGCUGUACAUUUGUAUAUAGUAUGACUGAUGGUUCAAACAGCACAAAAGCAGAACUGAAGUGUUGGGAAGUGAGGGACGUUGCGUGUACAGAGAACCCAUCCUGCUCAUCACAGACUGUGGCACUGUAUUAUUCUGAGUUUAGGAAUUAACCCUGUCACAUCUGGAUAGGUGUGUCAUGCAUCCUUGAUCUGUGAGGCGUUUUGCUGGGAAACGUGUUUUUGAUACAAAUGUUCUUUUUUUUUCUAUUGCUAAUCAUUAGAUCCCUUUAUCGAAGUGGCCAUAGAUUCAAGCAUGUGUUCAUCAAACAUAACACACGCAAAAAAACAUUUUACAAUGAUGAUUUUGUGACAUUGAGGAGAUUAUGCUGUCAAUAUCUGUUGACUACUUAAAAACUGACUGAACGUACUCUUUAUGCCUCUCAAUAUUAUGAUAUAUGAUUCUGAUAUGGCUGAAGUGUGUUGACUUAGACACAUUUAUGCGCAAUGUUAUGUUGCGUUCAUAUUUCUUUCCACAAAGCUUACGGAUAUGGACCAAAUGGAGCAGUACCACUGCAAACCAUGGGGGGCAGUGUUGCUGUCACUACCUGAUAUGUAGCUCUGAGACACGAAGAAGACAUAACAACAGCGGAAAUACUUCGUCCUCCAGUCACGAUAUAUUUAACCCCCUCACCGACCACCGCCGCCUACAACACUGCCUCUGCUUUGUCUUUUGAGGUACUUUAUCAAUACAGUGGUACCUGUGGUAUACAGUGGUAAUUUCAAGAUUUUUUUGCUUCUGAUUUCGAACAAAAAUCCAGAAGUCAAACGCCCCCGAAAAAAGCAGUAAAAACCAUAAUGUCCGCGGACCGAUCAGCUGGCCCACGAGGCGCUUUGUUAUUGUGUAUAACGCAGCCUCUGUAUGCAGACGUGUCCCGUUAGCUACAUUUACUGACUGUUUUUUCUUCAUAUUGAGGUGUAAAACCUUUCCUGUCUCCUCAGUGGACCGUGGUAGAGUGUCACAGGGGAGGUGCUCGCUCUCACUCCAGGGUUUGAUGUCCUGUUGUGGGCUGGAGCUGGGACAGGGAUGAGGCGAGUCUGGGACAGAGCGUGACUUGGUUUAUGACUUUGUCACAGCCAAACUGCACAGAAGCGCACAUUCAGAGCUGGACACGCACAGGGCACCUCUUCCCUUCUGGAGAGACGUCACUCACUCGGCAACCCCUCCCACAUGCAGCGGCCACACACAUAGAGGAACAGCGCACCUGCAGCAGACACUCUACAUUCACUCCUACAAAAGACUAUUUUAAGGCUUGGAACGCAUUAUUUAUUUUUCCAUUCAUUGUAAUGGGAAAAAUUGAUUCAGAUUUCGAACAAAUCGCUUCUCAAACGGCCGUCUAGAACGGAUUGCGGUGGAGAACCGAGGUACCACUGUACUUCUUCCACAGCCACCAUGUUUGUUUUGGAGUUUGUCCUUAUCAUAAACUUUUGACUCUGGGCUGCUCCUCCUAGUGGAUAUAUUGGUGAACAGCAACACCAAUGUAAAGCGCGGAUGGACAUCAAUGACGGUAAUAUUGUUUGAAAAUUUGUGUGUAAAGGGAGCAUAAAUGGGCCCUAAAGUGAAGCCAUAUUUCAGUUUUUAAAGAAUAUUUUUUAACAAUAAAAAGCUAAACAAAAAAAAAUGAGCCAUUCAUAGAUUAUUGGACAUUUAUAUUGAAGACUUUAUAGUACUUUGCGUACAUUACUUUACAUAUACAUAUAAUAAAACAGGAGAAAUUUUAAAGUUUUUAACAAUAAUAGCAGAUAUCAAAUGCAGCAUGAUUUAGUGAACAUGACCGACGUCAAACAAGAAAUCUGAGGCACAUUGUUCCUUUCAGAUCAAAGAAAGCAGCACCCUUUCACACGCAGCUCGCCUCACCACAGCAAGUAGCACCAGUUACUCUUCCAACACCAAAAUCUCAUCAGACAGUUUGAUGAACACAUGCUGAAUUAUUGAAGGGGAAGUGGUAGCUGAUGUUUUUGUGCCCUUAGGCACAGCACAUGGUGAUGUUUCGAUUACGGCUAUGUGCCUUAAUGUAUGUUUUCUGGAGCUCCAGGUGGAGCGCGAAAGAGAUGGGUUUUACAUUUCCGCUUGUGUGUGAUCUCACAGUAGAGUUUGGAGGGGCGAACGGAGGUUGUCACAUUCCACCCCACCCCCCUGUCCCCCCCCCGCAAGCUCCCUGUCAUCGAUUGUUUACGUGUUCAAUCCGAGGAACUAUAAGGCUGCAGAGAAUUUCUCUAACCCCCUCCUCCUUCAUUUUUCUGUGCAAAUAAAACAAUAAGUGGAUAUUUCACAUAGCAAGCGUGCCAAGUCGUCUUUUUCAGCCAGAGGAAGGCAGAGCCCGGAAUCUCAUCGAUUAUUAAGAUGGCAGCACGUUGACGGGUUGAUUGGAGUGUGGGGUUUACAUGGCUGCGCUAAAUGUGUUGACGUUGGGAGGCAGAGUGGCGCAGCUGGCUCCAGCCGUCCCACGGCGGCCCGCGAGAGGAAGCCGAGCAAACAGCGUCAGCUGUUGCCUCGUCGCCGAUAACAAAAGAUGUGAGGGGGAAGCUCGCGCGCUUGAUAAUGUACAUGUCAUUUGUCAAAAUUCUGAUCAGAGUUCAGGGUGGAAGACGGUCGAUCGAACCCUGAGUUGAGUGAGACCUAACUUUUUAUUUCCCCGAGAGCAGCACACAAGUGUUGAGUCUAAAAUGUUUGUUUUUUGUUUGUUUGUUUCAAUUGUGACUGAGAAAAAGUGUAUCUCAGAUAUAAUCUUUUUUUUUUUUUUAUUUCCUUAAAAUUUUACUUGAAUUAAACGUCAUGAUCAAUCUCAUUUGGGUUUUGACAAUUUCAGUUUUAAAAAUGUGGCUUAGCUUCUAAUUUUUUAACAUUUAAACAUGUAGAUCAGCCGUUAAAAAGUUGCCAUUUUUGUCACACAGGAUUUGCCAUAUUAGCCAAAAUGUCUUGAUUCGCGUCUAUGCUAAUUCAGGCAGCUUAGAUUUCUGGUGUAGAAAUGUGAGUUUAACAUUUUAUGUCAUCUUGUACGAAGGAUACAAUCAAAAAUUACGAUAGUUUCAUAAUUUUGUAGAAAGCAAAUGUGUUUACGAAAAGAAAACUGGGAUUGCUACAUUAGCUAUAAUGCUAAUUGAAAGAUUAGAUAGACAUAUGAGCUUGGUUCACGACUUGUCAAAACACGACGAUAUACAUAUAUAUAUAUCAUGAGUCUUUUCGUUGAGAACAAAAAUUCAGUUUUUUGGGUUUUUUUUCUCAUGAUAUUUAAAGUCAUAAUAGCUUCACUGCUGCGUUAGCUGAAUUGCUAAUGCAGGUUGUCGUGAACAUUGUUUCAAGUGAUCUACAGCUUCUUUAUUGGUUUAAACUCUCGCGCAGCCUGAUGCAUUAAACUCCAUUUGUCACAGUGAUGAAACGCCUAAGAUAUCUAUGGCAGAUAAAGGAAAAUAUAUGAAGUAAAGAACUGAUGUUUUGUUUGUUUCUCCUCUGCAGCCUCGCUGUGACCUCAACACUAAAGCACAACAUUUUUAUUAAACAAAAACUGCGGUGUUAUUUAUGGUUUUACUUUCAAAAGCCAGGAGAAAGAUCGUCUCUUGGACACAUAUGAUCUAUAGAACCAAGGUGCUCAAGUCUAUUUUUCUGCCUCUAACACCACACAGCAGCAUGAGGAACAAAAUGCGAUGUGUUUGAAGGACACCUCUUUUUCAAGACUCCUGUUGGAAGACUAUAUAGUUAACAUUAGAAACCCGGCAGCACAUUCAUCUGGUCACACCUUUGCGGCGCCAGGCUUUAAACACUGCUUUUGAUUAUCACACUGAAUGAUAGAUUUGAGGAAUUUAAGAGGCAUCGACGCGCCAAGACGAGUCGACCUACAUUGAGGUGUGUGUGUGUUAGGUGGAGAGGUGUCGGAGCAG
Molecule: messenger RNA, 7375 nt
Organism: Synchiropus splendidus (mandarinfish)
Lineage: Eukaryota; Metazoa; Chordata; Actinopteri; Syngnathiformes; Callionymidae
Gene: grm3
Product: glutamate receptor, metabotropic 3
Exons: 12
Coding region: 332-2986 (884 amino acids)
Biological process (GO): G protein-coupled glutamate receptor signaling pathway; regulation of synaptic transmission, glutamatergic
Cellular component (GO): membrane
Molecular function (GO): group II metabotropic glutamate receptor activity
Source: RefSeq, a predicted model, not a curated record